GUUAUCGUCAAAUAAGGGUUUGUUGAGCAGCCUGAGAGCGUCAAGCAGUGGGCAGAAUAGACAAUCUGGCCCUGCUCUUCUGGACACAGGGUUUGUACAGAGAGAACACAAGGGCAGACUUGGCAGUUUCCGUCACAGUGACACAUACUAUGUGGCGGGGGGCACGGAGGAGGUGUCGGGGGAGACGGCGGACCGGCGCCCACCCCCGGGGGUGCCCUGCGGGAGCCAUGGACUGGGGAACAGAUAACUGCGUGGGCUGAGGUCAGCACCGUGAGAGGGUGGACACAGAAUGCUCUGGGAAUGCAGGACGGAUGACAGUGGGUCGAGAGAGGCGACAUCUCGUCUGUUUUGCAGUAGACACUGGCCUGCCGAUUGCAAGGGGAGGGGUUUAGUUGAAAGGAGUGUGUUGCCGCUCAGAAACCAGAGGUUCAGCGUGGCUGGAGGAAGCCAGUCCGUCGGAGCUGUCACGGGCUCAUAGGCAAGACGUCCCCCUGGGGGCCCCCAGUGCUUCCCCUGUGACGGGCUACCCUGUCAGCGAUUUUUCCUCUGAGUCUAGACUUGGCCUCCAAAUGUUUCUCAACAGCGUGUUUAUGUGGAGUUGUCCCACAGAACCUCUUCCUCAUUCCUCGUGUAGGGAAUAGGCCAUUUAAAGCCGGGUUUUCACCAAGGGAGUGAUGGGAUCCUAUACACGCUCGGGGGCAGUCGCAGUUGCGGCGGUGGUGGCAGGGGCAGCUGGAGGACGGGAGACCGCUGGUAGAAGGAACAGGUUUGGGGUGCGAGCAAAUGCGAACAGUGAGGGAGAGGGGAGCCGGCCAGUUCACAGUAAACAGAAGAGUCAGCCUGGUGCACGACGCUAUCCCCUGGAGGGGGAGCCAGGGAUGAACCCCCAGAGGGCGUGCAUCUGGGGCCCCGAGAACUGUCGCUUUCUGUCCUAGCUGUACCAGUCCCACAGUGAAGCAGGGUGAGGCAGCGCGCACCCUCUGCCCUAGGAGUGGCACCGGAAGGAAAGCUGGAGAGGCAGCCCUCCCUUCCUUUGACCAGACUGCCCUGUUCAAGCUGGAGACGCGUUGCUACCCCCAGCCCAGGAGGCAGGAUGGUCCCUGGCCUCUGGGUGGGACAAGACUUAAGAGGCCACCCAUGUCCGACACAGAUGAACUGUCAUGUCUGCCUUGCCCUGCUCCCAGACCCCCCCUAGAAUCAAGUUGGAGCUGUAAUGAGUCCACUCCCAGCUGCUAGGCUCCCCCAGCCCCAACACCACACCCAGACACUACCCCGUGGAGACUGUUGAGCAGCAGCAGUCAUUCAGAAAAACAGCCGCUCCCUGCCCAGCUGCCCACCGGCUGUCCACGCCUCUCCCAGGGUCAUGCAGCUGGGGGCCAGCCCCUCACUCCUGACCAGAGAGCCAGCUGAGCCCCAGGCCGUCUCUCCCCCCCUCCCCCCCUUAGGAGCAGUGGCAGCACCCAGAGAGGAGCCCAAGGGGUAGACCAGCUGUUCCUCGAGUUCUGGGAUGAAGUGACCACUAGAGCUCUGACACUGAGCGAGACUCCACAGGGGCCGGAGCUUCUGCAGCUCACCCCCCAGUGCCCCAACUUCCCUAGAACUUGAAUAGGUGUCUGGGGGCAAGAUCCAGGUUUCCCCACUUCCUCCAUGGGGACUCGGGCUGUUAAGUGUCUGGGCAAGGACUUGUGCCAAAGAGAAGGGGGUCUUACCUUGGCCUUGUCCAUUAGCUGAGCUCCUGCUGUCUGCCCCCAGCACAAGCCAAGCUCCCUCCUGAGAGCUGAGAGCCAGGGCAGCUGGGGCAAAGGGAAGCCAAACUUGAGGAGCUCAUUCUGAAAGCCAGGGACUUGCUCUUGGGAAUAAAGUACAGAUUGAGCGCAGAUGUCUGAGAAGCCGGAGUGGUGGGGCUUUUUCAGGGAGGAUUCCGGAGAGAGGAGAAAGGAGGAAGGUGUGUCCUGGUGUGAAGUUGCUGGCAGUGUGCAGCAUGCUCCCUCUCCCCCCUGCCCCCCAGGAGUUGUGGGGGAUCCAUAAACCGGCUGGAAUUCCGGAUGGAGUCCUGGCACCAACCCUUGUCUGAUUAGGUUUUCCACCAAGAGACUCCUGGCCGCCAGAGGGCAUUACUGCCCCGUGUUGGGACAUCCUGGGCUCCCCAUCACCUCCCUGGAGGAACUGAGGAGGUCAUGUAGAAGAAGCAGGCGCCAGUCUCUGGGCUGCCAGCGGCUAAAUUAAACAGCCUCUGGAGUCAGGAGACGUGGGAUGUGGGGGCUGUAGUGCCUGUCCUGCUACCGUCUUUCCCUUCCUGGCUUCGUGUGCCCCCUCCGUUAAAAGAGGGCCUCACUGCAUCCUUCCAGACCAUAAGACCCAUUCCACCUCUGAAGUUCCAGGAUACUGGGAGACCAUGCACUGAAGCUGACAGAAACUGCCUGGCCUGGCCCAGCCUUCCUCUGGGGUUCUCCAGGGCUCCCCACCUGGCAGGAGGGGACUUGUGUGCCCUCCCCUGGUGGAGGCGGGAAGGCAGCCGGACCUGCAAAGCUGGGGGAAGUCUCCGCCUCCACUUCAGCCUGAAGGAGGAGUAUCGCAACAGGGCCAUUUUACACACUGGUGCUGUAGACCCAUGGCAUCCUCUUCUCCGGGUUUCAGGCAGGGAGGUGUCAGUUAGGUAGCCCUUUGGGGCAGGUAGGCUGAUGGCCCUUCCCAGAAGAGGUACAAGAUGCUCUUUUGUGGGUUCUCUCGGCCAUAAGCACAGGAGUACAGAGAACGGAACCGUUGCCUCUCCUGCCUUUGCUCGCCUCCCCACCCCUACCCCACCCCCAGCACAGAUGCCGUCUGUCGGGAGCCGGCAGCAGACGGUCCAGGGGUCCAUCUGUGCUAAUGCUUCACAAUAGUCCCAUGUUUCCCCACCGACACCCCCUCAGCCCCUCAGCUGAUGGCCACUUGGUGAUGCCAAGGGGAGAAGUGGGAGGAGGGAGGGGAAGGCACUAAGGGACUCAGCUCUUCGCGCCUGGCAGUCCCUAGUCCACCCCUGCCCCUCAUCCAACACGCAUCUUGCCAUCUGGACUUGUGCAAUCACUGAGGGAUGGAGAAGCACCCCCUCCACCCACACCUCCUGCAGGGCGGGUGCCUGGGGGCGGGGGAGACAGACACAGAAAGUCAAGGAGACAAGGAAGCAAGGAGACGGAGACAGACCCGUGAACGACAGAGGAGACAGCCUUUCCCGGCUGCCCCAAGUGGACGUGGCCACCUGCCCUCUGUACUCCUCACGCCCGGCGUGUAACGCAGCACUUGUGCAGGCACCACUCCUAGCAGACCGCGAGCCUCUGUGACCCCUGAGCCUACCCAGGACCCGGCAUGGAGCGGGGUGAGUGCAGAGAGAAUGAAGAACAGCUGAAGAAGACGGUGUUGCAGUGUGAGAUUGCAGGCUCUGGAAUCAGGCCGCCCGGGUUUGGAUCUCAGCUCUGCCACCACCACUGACGACAGAGACUUCAGCUGGGCCAUCCCCGCCUCUCCCAGGGGGGUGGCCCCUAAGACAGUGUCAGAAAGUAGCUGAGCACACUGCCAACCCUCGGCACCUGCUCUGCUCACGCACAUCCCCUUCCCGGUGAGUCAGCUGCACAGUAAGGACCUGUCUGCUGGGAGCUCUGACAGGGAGAAGCCGAGGAGAGGUUUGCUCAGGAGGGGACAUUCCUUCCCCCACCAGGGGACAGGCCGGAAUUAAGCCCACCGUCUUCUGGGUUUCCACCCCUUCUCUCUCCCCUCGACUCAGGCAGAGGAGGCAGCCUCUCUCACUUACGUGGGGGCAGCUGCGUGGAAGGGAAAGCCCGGCCCUUUCACUCCUCCCUUCAGGGGCUUCUCUUCCCCAGGUACGGCGCCCCUCCCUCUGCACGGCCACGCUGCCUCUCGUCUUGCCUGAAGUCUCCUGCAGCCCAGAGGAUCUCAUAGCAUCUUCCCCUGGGUUUCCAAACCUCCUCACGAUGGUCCCUCACUGUCCAUCCACCACCAGAUGUUCCACGAGUCUCCAAAGCUAUCCAUCCCCAAAUUUUCAAGUCGCAUACACAAGCCCCUUCACAGACCACCUCCAGCCUGCCCGCCCCCAGGUAUCACUGGCCCCGCCCCGGGGUGCCCCUCCUCCGUGGCUAGAUUUCCCCCCAUUGAGACCUUCCCCAGCCUGGGCAGGCGUGGGGCUCCCAGCAGCGCCCCCCCCCCAGAGGCGGGGCCUGACGCCCUAGGGGCGAGGCCAGCGGAGGCCGCUCCCCGUCCGCACCCCCGGCCGCCCAGCGGAUCCUAUAAAGGGAGGCGACAAGCCACCCGCCUGGCUGGCAUCCCCGAGCUGCUGCCAGCCCCGCCGCUCGGGGCACCGGAGCCAUGACCCUCCGCCGACUCAGGAAGCUGCAACCGAAGGAGGAGGCGUCAGCCGCCGCCCGGGCUCCCGACUCCGAAGUCGCUCCGGCCCGGACCUCGGCCUCCGGCCCCCCUGCGGCAGCCGCCAGCCCGGGGCCCCCCGGGGACGAGCUGUACGCGGCGCUGGAGGACUAUCACCCCGCCGAGCUGUACCGCGCGCUCGCUGUGUCCGGGGGCACCCUGCCCCGCCGAAAGGGCUCAGGAUUCCGCUGGAAGAAUCUCAACCAGAGUCCUGAACAGCAGCGGAAAGUGCUGACUUUGGAGAAGGAGGAAAACCAGACCUUCGGCUUUGAGAUCCAGACGUAUGGCCUUCACCACCAGGAGGAGCAGCGUGUGGAGAUGGUGACUUUUGUCUGCCGGGUUCAUGAGUCGAGCCCUGCCCAGCGGGCUGGGCUCACACCAGGGGACACCAUCGCCAGUGUCAACGGCCUGAAUGUGGAAGGCAUCCGGCAUCGAGAGAUCGUCGACAUCAUUAAGGCAUCUGGCAACGUUCUCAGGCUGGAAACUCUGUAUGGAACGUCAAUUCGGAAGGCGGAGCUGGAGGCUCGUCUACAGUACCUCAAGCAAACCCUCUAUGAGAAGUGGGGAGAAUACAGGUCCCUAAUGGUGCAGGAACAGCGGCUGGUCCAUGGCCUCGUGGUGAAGGACCCAAGCAUCUACGACACUCUGGAGUCCGUGCGCUCCUGCCUAUACGGAGCUGGCCUGCUCCCAGGCUCGCUGCCCUUUGGGCCCCUGCUGGCUGCACCUGGGGUCCCCCGUGGGGGCGCCCGGCAGGCUGGGGGUGACCCCGAUGACUCCGUCUACCAUACGUGCUUCUUCGAGGGCGCCGAGCCGCCUGCUCCUCCGCCACCCCCAGUCCGCUCGCCCGGCCUAGGCCCACCUGAGACCCUGACCUGCGGGCUGCGGGCAGGGCUGAGCCGUAGCGCCAGCGUGCGGUGUGCGGGCCCCGGGGGCGGCGGUGGCGGGGGCAUGCCAGGCGCGCUCUGGACUGAGGCCCGAGAGCAGGCCCUUUGUGUCCCUGGCCUGCGCAAAGCCAAGUAUCGCAGCUUCCGGCGGCGGCUGCUCAAAUUCAUCCCUGGACUCAACCGCUCCCUGGAGGAGGAAGAGAGCCAGCUGUAAGGGAAGGGCGGGAGGGGAGGUAUUUAUUUAUUUAUUUGUUCCAGCCAGUGCAAAAAGAGAGGGGGGUUGGGGGCUCAGGCUGGCUCCGGGCCCAGGAGAGGGACCCCAGGAGCCCAGAGCAGUGGGAGAGGGUCCUUGGCAGCCCAGCUGGCCUGCUAGGUUCCUGGCUUGUCUCUGCCCAGCAGUAAACCCAGGCCACAGACCCCUUUAAUCCUCCUCCUGAAACCAUGGGAGGAGUUGGCACAGGGGAGAACCCGGCAAGCUUGGGGUUGGGAGAGGUUCGGGGACCAAAGAUGGGGUGUGCGGUCCUACAUCUGAGCAUUGGUGCCUUGUGGCCUGUGCAGGAAAACUCCUUCAAGGGGUUGGUGACCCUGCCCCGUGAAGCCCUCUCCUCAGCUUUACUCGCUCCCCUUGGCCUUGGGGAGAAAGGGCCUAUUGCGGGUAGUUCCCCCACCUUCCAUACACACACCCAAACAGGUCCAUUUAACCGGUGGGCCCCCCAGGGGGCCUGCGGUGCUGGUCUCCCUCACUCCUGGUCUUGAUCCCUAAGGUCUUGGCCCCUCCCAGGGGCCUGUACGUUGGGUCCCGCUGGGCAGAGGUCCUGGGUUCUCUACCCUUUGGGGGACAGAAACAGGCGUGUCGGGGUGGGGUGGUGGCAGCACAGGCCAUUCCAUUUCGCACAUUGUUGCUUCUGAACCACAAACUGUAUAAAAUUGAUGUU
Molecule: messenger RNA, 6235 nt
Organism: Artibeus jamaicensis (Jamaican fruit-eating bat)
Lineage: Eukaryota; Metazoa; Chordata; Mammalia; Chiroptera; Phyllostomidae
Gene: TAMALIN
Product: trafficking regulator and scaffold protein tamalin
Exons: 9
Coding region: 4360-5514 (384 amino acids)
Biological process (GO): signal transduction
Cellular component (GO): plasma membrane
Molecular function (GO): protein binding
Source: RefSeq, a predicted model, not a curated record